AUGAUUCAGCUCGACCAAACAAAGGUGAUGGUUAAAAGAGUAAACUCAAAAAUUACUCUACUUCAGCAGAAUCUAACCAGCUGGAUGAAUAUUCUACACCUGGCACUUCUGAUCACACGAAGGAGGAAUAAUGAUUUGGAGAGACGGGAAAGUCAAUAUUUAGGGACUGCUAGAGAUGUCGAUAAUGUAAAAUAGAAGUAAAGACGCAGGUUUGUCUAGCUUAAGCAAGAUGGAAAUGACACUGAAUAACUAUACUUAAUUGACGCUUAGUGGGUAAAGAGGUGGCUUGACAAUAUAGGAGGUCUAUUGUUAGGUGAAGAUGUAUUUUUUAUUUCUUGGAAAUUAUGGAAUGCGUUGUAUGACUGGUACGGAGGAGGACCUACUUUAAAGUGGAAGAUUGAAGUUGCUGAAUCUUAGAAAAAGUCACAUGUGAAUAGCCCAGGUUACUUUAAAUAAGAGACUAUAGCAGAAAAUAUGCACUCAGAGUCAUCUGAUGGCAAGAGAGAUAGUGAGGACUCAAUUGAUAAGAAAUUUGAUUCAUAUAACUACUACUCAAAGUUAAGGGAGGCUAAUCCUAAGUAAAUUGAUAAAGUAUUAAAUACAAUUUCACAUUCACCAAUUUAGAGUGAAAAAGUAUCAAUUAGAAAGGCUUCAUCAUCCCAUGGUCUGAAAAAAUAAGGGGAAUAUAAGCUAAGACUUUUUGGACUUGAAAACAACAAUUUACAUUGCUAUUUAAAUUCAGUGUUGCAAUGUAUAUUUACUCUAUCACAUAUUAGAGAGUUUUACUUGAAGAGAACUUAUUAGAUGGUAAUGGUAAAAAGCCCUGUUUUAAAUAGUUUGGAUUGGUCAAGGCUAAUGGAGGACAUAUCUUCAGAUAUUGAAAGAAUGAGUAAAAAAUUAUCAUUCUAAGUUGUGAAAACUAGACCAAUUAGAAGAUUGAUAGAGAAAGAAUUUAAUCCAAUUUUAGAGCACGACUCGCAUGAAUUCCUUCUCUAUUUUUUAAAUAGGCUAAAGGAUGAAUUAACAGAAAAAGAUGCCUAACAUCCAGUGUUCAAUAAAGGAACAAGCAUUCAAAUGAUAUGGAAGCAGUAUCAAUAAUAGUUUUCAUCUAUAAUUGACAGCCUUUUUACAGUAGAGGGUAUUCAAUCAAUUCAGAAAUCUCUAAGCUAAUAUCAAUAACCUGAAAGACUUCCAGAUUAUCAAUGCGAAACUUGCAAAAUGAGGUCAGUGUGUUAAAUUGAGAGACUAAUAGUUAAAUUACCAGAAAUUUUCAUCUUUUAGCUUCAAAGGUUCUCAAUGUACCCUAAACUCAGGAAAAUAAGAGGGUUGAUCAAGUAUGGCGAAUUACUAGAUAUGAGACCAUUUAUUUAAGACAAAUAUGCGAGCGAAUUGUGCAAUAAAAAUACUCAAUAUGAGUUAAGUUCAAUUGCAGUUCAUAUGGGAACAAUUCAUGGAGGGCAUUAUGUUGCCUAUGCCAAAAAAGAGGAUGGAAAUUGGUACUAUAUGAAUGAUGAAAGAGUUAGUCGUGUUUAGCUUCACGAGGUUCUAAACCAAGACGCUUAUAUAUUAUUUUACAAGAAGGAAGCAAUGAGUAAUAUUUUACUAAGCUAGACACCAGACUUUAGCUUGGAUAAAAACUCAGAUGAGCAGUUUUCGAUAUGUGAUCAAAACUAGUAACCAUAGGAUCUUUUGGAGAUUAUAAAUUUUCAGCAACCUGCAUCUAAUAAGCAGAAAUCAAAGUUGAGUGGCGGUAAUUUUAUGACUGCUGGCUUUGACUCAGAUUAUGACGCGAAUAGCAACGAAUUCUUCAUUGAAGACUCUCUUGAGCAUGAAAAGAGAACAAGACAACGAGAAUUUGCAAAGAAAUUAGAACUGUACUAUAACAACCAGACUCCCGAUGGACUUGAUUUGGGUUUAUUCGAUGGAAUGAAUGAUAAUAGCAACGUAAUUAUUCUUGAUGACCAAAUCAAUGAUAGUGACGAGCAAAAAUAUCUCAACGAGUUAAAUUCUAACCUCAAUAUCAUACCUGAUGAUGUCUAAAUGUUUAACUAGUCUAUUAACUUUGACGUUAAUUCAUGCCAAGAUGAAAAUAUUGAUCCCCAAGGUUACCUAAACAGCAUCCAUUGUUUUGAUCAAAUGUAGAAUUUGAAGGUAAAUCCUUUGUUUGAAAUGGCAAAUCUAUCCUUUAUCAAGAGCGAUUCUAUGUUUGAGUAAAUGCAACCUUAACAGUUAGACCAUGAAACUGGCAUAAAGGGAUCAGAUUUAGAUGACUUCUACAACUUUAAUAUGAAUGAAAAUGAUAGUGAGGAAUAAUCAGUUAUCGAUAAACUAAAGGAUUAAAGCAUCAGAAGCAGGAAAAAGCGUGGUGCACCAUUUAAAGGUAAAGUAUCAGAUCAGAAAGAGGAGGGAUUCAAAGUUUUAAGAUAGAAAACUUUUAGAGAGUAUAAACAGUUCUUUGAAAAAAGAUCAUACUUAAAGAAGCAUCCUAACUAAAAAAUGAAAAAGAAAAAAGUAUUCGUUAACAACGACGACCUUUAAUAGCAAUAGAAAAUCUUAUCAGAAUUCGAUGCCUAACUUCUAUUUUAAAAAGAUUUAUUCCCUCUUAAUAGUCGCCAUUAUAAUAAGAUCGCUGGAAACUUUGAUCUCAUUCGAGAGCCUAUGUACAAGUAUAGGAAGGAUGUAAAGGAGCGACUAUUCAAGGACAACUCAAUGGCAUUCCUCUGGAUGUACUAUAGAUGCGAGGGUGAAUUUGAAGUACCUGAAAAUAGAGAAGUAUUUGAGAGCUAAAGACUUAUUUAUGAGGAUUUUGACAAUCUUGCUCUAGAGACAUUGAAAAAGGGAAAUGCAUAGCUACUUAGCUAUAUAUAUUAACUUAUCAGAACUUUUGGGGAAGUUUAAAAAAAUGAUCUCGGAUAGAUAUAUUCAAUUCUAUCUACAAAGGAUAAACUUGACUUUUCUUUGAAAAUCAAGCUAGACUCAGAAUAAGUUUAAAUUAGCAAUGAUGAAGAGGAAACUCCAGGUAAUCCAGAUCAAGAUAAAACUGAAACUAGUUCAUCAACAACUGAGACAAGUCAAUUUGAGGCCUGA
Molecule: messenger RNA, 3087 nt
Organism: Stylonychia lemnae
Lineage: Eukaryota; Ciliophora; Spirotrichea; Sporadotrichida; Oxytrichidae
Source: the annotation of a GenBank genome assembly